AUGGUUAAUCAAAGUAAAAAGCGACGAACCCAUUCCCCUGUAAAACUGGUGUCUAAUAUAACGUCCUUGAUAGCUACAUCAAGCAACACACCCCCUACAAACGGCUAUAAUGAGUCACACAACUCACUUGUAAGCCGUAAGCGUCGAGCUGGAACUGAGGAUAAAACUGUACUGACAGCUAGUGUUAGCACUACUCCUAAAAAUUCAGUACCCUCUGCUCAUACAGAACCCCUCCCUUCACCUUAUGUGCUUAUCGAAAAACUCCAGCCAUCAAGCUCUUUUUCAGCACUAUCUUCAGAAAUAGAACUUCUAAAGUUGUCUAUAGGUGAACUUAAGGCUGAGUUAAGGGAAAUAAAAAACAGUAAGUCAGUAAAUGCUGGAAACAUCGAAACCGAUACCGAGAUAUCCAAACUAUCAGAUCAGAUCAGCGAUAUCAGAUCGCAGGUCUGUGAAUUGACACCUCUAACUAUCCUCAUGAAAACUGUAAAUCUUAACAAGCUUGACACAGAAUCGGUAACUAGGGUAGAUAACCUCAUUAAUUUUGUUACCACAGAAGUAACAAAACGACUCGACGCAAAACUGAGUGCUAUUGUCUACAACGUUCCGGACAAUGAGGCACUAAAAAAGGUACAGCGCAUCUUACUUAGUGAAGCGAAAAUGCCUAACUCCAAGACUAAGUGCUAUAGGCUGAAGAAGAGUCAACAUGAAAAGUGUUGUCCUAUUCGUUUUCAGUUCGAAACACCGGCAGAGACAAGAAAAUUCAUCCACUCCCAACACACCCUAUCGCAAGCCAAAAACUACAAACAUAUAAAGGUCGGGGUGGACAAAACAGUCAUAGAGAGGCGCGCACACAACUAUCUCACUAAGACUAAUUGUGAAACAGGUAAUAGGACUUUGCAAGCAGCCAUUAUUCCCAACCCUGUGAAAGAUACAGUAGACCCCACCGCAUCACCCCUCUCAAAACACACAGAAAUAUCCCAUCAGAGUGCAACACCAGCUGAAAGGCCACUACACUGUAAGCAAAUAAAUAACAGAACCACACCACCCAUCACCGCAGAAUCUAAAAUGCCAUUAAAUAACCCCAGAAAAAAAGUCAAAACCCCCGAAAUUCCACUUUGUCAUCUCCUAGCCAUAACUUCAUUGCUAAAGGUAAGGAAAAUAUGCCCCUAA
This is a messenger RNA of Trichobilharzia regenti, 1170 nucleotides long. Lineage: Eukaryota; Metazoa; Platyhelminthes; Trematoda; Strigeidida; Schistosomatidae. The record is from the annotation of a GenBank genome assembly.